GCCUGUCAGUAGUCGUCUAUAUGUACCCUGUAGAACCGAAUUUGUGUCCAAAACAUGAAACUCGCAAAUACGUCUCUACAGGAAUACAUGGGCGACGUAAAAGCCACGAAAGCCAAGUUGGGUUUGUAUUCAUCUCAAUCAGAAGCACGUGACUUUGCAUGAAAGUCUCGUGUGCUUACUAUUACAAGUGGAGUAGUUUGAAUGAACAGGGGCUACUGCACGAAGACAAACAUACUAGCCAAAAUUGUGCAGGUCGUAGAAGUGGAAAUAUGUGAUCAUUUAAAGCCUUUAUAGAUUAAUUAAACACCAGAUCUGCUCUCAACCUCCACAUUUUGCCUGAAGCCGUGGACCCAUGAGGUAACUGUACAAAUAUAAUUUCUAACGCAGUUUCACAUAGCAUACAGAAAUUAUAAAGAUAACCACACAUCGAUAAAUGUGCCGGGUAGCCAGGAAAUUUGCUUUGCGCUGGCAUGUACAGAUUAAAGAUAGAAAAUAUGCUCAUUCUGAUGUAUUUAUUUGCCUUCGUGUUAAACCUGCUGUAAUGCAAAGUGUGGUAAAAAGAAAAAAGAAAAAAAAAAGCACCAAAUAGCGCCGUGCAAUUAUUAGCCGUGGAUUAAGCGUAUCUCUAAGUAACGUUACAUUCAAAUGUGGAUUUUUUAAAAUUUCAUUAACUUUUUUUAUUUUUUUUUAAACGGUGUAAUUAGCGAAAAUCUUUUAGGCAACGGAACACACGAACAAGUUAACUGAGAAAAAUGUCUAGGUGCUGUGACAUGAUCCGAGAAGAUUUGGCCAUUGUGUAUGAGUAUGAGAGAGCAAGAAAGGGGAGAGAGAGAGAGAGAGAGAGAGAGAGAGAGAGAGAGAGAGAGAGAGAGAGAGAGAGAGAGAGAGAGAGAGAGAGAAGAGAGAGAGAGGGAUAGAGAGACUGAAAGACUUCGCGGACAAUGGCGGAAAAUUGAAGGUAUAUUUGCGAAAGCUGUGGUUCCUUAUCCGGGGACUACAUCGCCCCAUGCCAUUGGGCCAUCGAGUCACGUGGUUAAAGUAACUUUACAGGGUUGCUCGCUAGUAGGAGGGCUUUAUGGAGCAGAAAAACGACAAAGCUAGAAAAAUUAUUUUCCACUCCAGAAAUUAAUGAUCAUGAGCUCGUAUUUGAUGGACUCUAACUACAUCGAUCCGAAAUUUCCUCCUUGCGAGGAAUAUUCGCAAAAUAGCUACAUUCCCGAACAUAGCCCCGAAUAUUACAGCCGUGCAAGGGACAGCGGCUACCAGCAUCACCACCAGGAGUUAUACCCUCCGCGGGCGAGCUACCAGGAGCGUCAGUAUAACUGUGCAAGCAUCCCUGAGCCUGAUACUCAAAGAGGACAUGGACUGCCUCACGCGGGGCACCUGCUCGGGAAAGGGCAAUCUGCCUCAUGUGAGCCCCCACCGUUACCCCUGUCUCCCGCCACCCCUCCGGCUGCAUCCUCCGCCUGCAAUCAAGCCACCCCGGAGCAUCCCAACAGCUCAGCUUCUGCCAAACAACCCGUAGUGUACCCCUGGAUGAAGAAAAUUCACGUCAGCACCGUGAACUCUAGUUACAAUGGAGCGGAACCCAAGCGGUCUAGAACCGCUUACACUCGCCAGCAAGUCUUAGAAUUGGAGAAGGAAUUCCACUAUAAUCGCUACUUAACGCGGCGAAGACGUAUCGAGAUUGCGCAUUCCUUGGUCCUCUCGGAAAGGCAAAUCAAAAUUUGGUUUCAGAACCGCAGGAUGAAGUGGAAAAAAGACCAUAGGCUGCCAAACACCAAAGUCAGAUCCUCUUCCUCCACGGGCAUUUCCUCCGGGUCCAACACAAGCUCAGCGGCUGGCGUUGUGGCGGCAGCUUCCACCACUAACACCAUGUCAGCCUCCGAGGACCUCUCCGGAACCGAGCGUGGCGAGGAUAUUACAAGGAUAAUCAUUCGAAAUUGCAAAAUAGCUGAAGAAUGCAGAGGAAAACGGAAUCCUCGUUUGGUUGCUUUCCAGCACUUUACAACUCAAACAGCCAGCGCGCGAGGCUAUUGGAGGAGGCCGUCACGUGACCGCACUGUUUACCCUUGUUGGAAAACAAUUAAAGACGGCAGAGAGCGGUUCUGCGUGGAGACAACACGCCGAAGAGGAUUCGUCAAAACGUUAUGAAGGCCAUAUGUGGAACUUUCAAAAACUCUCUGAACAUCCCUACUCGUCCUCUGCUGGUGUCAGCCGCUCCGCGAAUGAAACGACAGACUCCUUGGACCGGGCGAACGCAACGGAAAGAGACGAGGGGUGCAAG
Messenger RNA from Puntigrus tetrazona (Sumatra barb), 2287 nucleotides. It is a transcript of the gene hoxc4a, whose product is annotated as homeobox C4a. Gene Ontology annotation, biological process: anterior/posterior pattern specification; embryonic skeletal system morphogenesis; regulation of transcription by RNA polymerase II. The transcript is spliced from 4 exons. Bases 1129 to 2154 code for a protein of 341 amino acids. Gene Ontology annotation, cellular component: nucleus. Lineage: Eukaryota; Metazoa; Chordata; Actinopteri; Cypriniformes; Cyprinidae. The record is from RefSeq and is a predicted model, not a curated record. Gene Ontology annotation, molecular function: DNA-binding transcription factor activity, RNA polymerase II-specific; RNA polymerase II cis-regulatory region sequence-specific DNA binding.